Messenger RNA from Myxocyprinus asiaticus (Chinese sucker), 2682 nucleotides. RefSeq names its product isocitrate dehydrogenase (NAD(+)) 3 non-catalytic subunit gamma (gene idh3g). Gene Ontology annotation, biological process: tricarboxylic acid cycle; isocitrate metabolic process. Lineage: Eukaryota; Metazoa; Chordata; Actinopteri; Cypriniformes; Catostomidae. The transcript has 14 exons. The record is from RefSeq and is a predicted model, not a curated record. The coding region runs from base 20 to 1192 and encodes 390 amino acids. Gene Ontology annotation, molecular function: oxidoreductase activity, acting on the CH-OH group of donors, NAD or NADP as acceptor; NAD binding; magnesium ion binding. Gene Ontology annotation, cellular component: mitochondrion.
CACAUACACUCUUGUCACGAUGGCUACUCUCACUAAAGCUAUAAAGCCAGUAUUGGUAGGACGAUUGUGGAAUACAGCCAAGGUCUUUGGAGCGGUCGUCAACAAUCAUAGAGGGAAACCUACAUACACAGGACAAAUCAUACCGCCUCCUGCCAAGUAUGGAGGUCGGCACACUGUAACAUUGAUUCCUGGAGAUGGGAUUGGACCAGAGCUGCUCAACCAUGUGCGGGAACUUUUCAGGUUCAGCUGUGUUCCUGUGGACUUUGAGGUGGUUAACGUAAAUUCUUCAUCAACCAGUGAGGAUGACAUCAACAAUGCCAUUAUGGCCAUUAGACGCAAUGGAGUUGCUCUUAAGGGUAACAUUGAGACCAACCACACAAUGCCCCCUAAUCACAAGUCAAGGAACAAUCUUUUGCGCACGAGUUUGGAUCUGUAUGCCAAUGUGAUGCACUGCCAGUCACUUCCUGGAGUCCAGACACGCCACAAAAACAUUGACAUCAUCAUCAUCAGAGAGAACACAGAGGGCGAGUAUAGCAGCCUGGAGCAUGAGAGUGUAUCUGGAGUUGUGGAGAGUCUGAAAAUCAUCACCCGUAAUAACUCUCUCCGCAUUGCUGACUAUGCUUUUAAAUUGGCCCGGGAGAAAGGUCGCCACAGGGUCACGGCUGUCCACAAAGCUAACAUAAUGAAACUGGCGGAUGGUCUGUUCUUGCAAUGCUGUAAGGAGGUGGCCUCUGGAUACCCUGACAUUCAGUUUGAUAGUAUGAUUGUGGAUAACACCACCAUGCAGCUUGUUUCCAAGCCCCAACAGUUUGAUGUCAUGGUGAUGCCUAAUCUCUAUGGCAAUGUAGUCAGCAAUGUGUGUGCUGGGCUGGUGGGUGGACCCGGUCUGGUGCCUGGUGCCAACUACGGACGAGAUUACGCUGUGUUUGAAACGGCCACCAGAAACACAGGAAAGAGCAUUGCCAACAGGAACAUCGCCAACCCUACUGCCACGCUGCUUGCCAGCUGCCUCAUGUUAGAUCACCUCAAACUUCAUGACUAUGCCACCAUGAUCCGAGGUGCAGUUCUCACCACCAUGAAUGAGACAAGGUUACACACAGCUGACAUUGGGGGGCAGGGCACUACCUUAGAAGUGGUCCAGUCUAUCAUGAGGAACAUUCAGAGCAGUGGUCCCCUCACCACUGAGAUCUAAGCCGAGUCAGCAGCACUCCACCAUUGCUUGAUACUAAGCAAAUGGAUCAGCUUCUUGAGAACAUCUGCACUUCAUUUUUUGAUUCAAUAACGUUGCUUUCACAUGAGCCAGGAGAUUUAACUAUGAUCCCUGCAGACUUAACAGGGAUCACAUAUGGAGAUGGAUCACGUGACCUUCAGUCCAAAGAAGAGGGUUCUAGAUUUCAUUUGAAAUGCAACAUACUUUGGCAUUGUGCUUGUGGUCAUUCUUGAACUUAGUGGUGUAUUCAUGGACUCUGCAUAGAUUUUACAUUGAGGAUAUUGUUUCUGAAUGGUUUUGUUGUUUAAAUUUUAUUUAAAUACAGUAUUUACUAUGAGGAUCUCAUGGAGGGUUUGUUUCUGCUGUUCGGGUUGCAUUCCUAAUUUUAUCCAUUUUUAUUCUCAAAUGUUAUCCACUUGAAUAAUAUAGAAGAACCUCCAACUGUGCAUUUCUGAAUUUAUCUGUGUAUAAACUGCAGUGUUUUUUAUUUUUCUCUCUGGGUUUCACUGCCUCACAAAGUUUAACGUUUAAAUGGACUUCAUGUUCAGCAUGUCCAUCAGUGACCUUUUUGGACUUUACACUGUUGCUUAAACUUAAAAACAUUUACUGUUAUAUUAAUUUUGGUCUGUUGUAUCAAGCGGUUUGGACUUAUAUUUUCCUGUACUGUCUUUUGUGCUUAAAGGAAUAUUCCAGGUUCGAUACAAGUUAAGCUCAAUUGACAGCAUUUGUAGUAAAAUAUUAAAUACCACAAACAUUUAUUUUGACUUGUCCCUACUUUUCUUUAUAAAAAGCUAAAUCUGGGUUACAAUGAGGCACUGACAAUGGAAGUGAAUGGGGACAAUCCAUAAAAGUUAAAAUACUCACUGUUUCAAAAUUAUAGCCACAAGAUGUAAACAAUAUGUGUGUUAACAUGAUUUUAGUGUGAUCAAAAUCACUUGCUAACCUUUUCUGUGUAAAGGUAUAUACAAUUUUACAACUUUGUUGCCAUGACGAUGUAAUGUCAUCAAACCCUAAAAUGACUGUAAAAAUGAAUAUUUAAACAACAUUACAGCUCAAAGUUUUUAACAGAAGAAUUAAUGUAUGUGCUUUUAGAAAAUUAUAAGCUUCACAUUUCUGCCUUUAAACCCUCCAAAAAUUGGCCCCAUUCACUUCUAUGUAAAUGCCUCACUGUAACCUUGAUUUUUGCUUUUUUAAAGAAAAGGAGGGAAGAGUCAUAAUUCAUUUUUGUGGUAAUCAACAUGCCACAAAUGCUGUCGAUUGAGCUUAAAUUGUAUUGAACCCACAGUAUUACUGAUAAGUCUUCUAGCAUACUGUAAUCUUCAGCGUAAUACUGCACAUUUUCCAUCAGUUGUCAUGCAGUUACUUUGAUAAGCAUAAUGAUAAUACUGUAAAGGUUUAAAAUCUGAAAAUCUGUACUAUCUUGCACAAAUCCUUGAUGGCUCAAUAAUAAACCAGAGACAUAAAGAAUAAAA